Molecule: messenger RNA, 1602 nt
Organism: Cucumis sativus (cucumber)
Lineage: Eukaryota; Viridiplantae; Streptophyta; Magnoliopsida; Cucurbitales; Cucurbitaceae
Product: putative hydrolase C777.06c
Exons: 13
Coding region: 185-1258 (357 amino acids)
Source: RefSeq, a predicted model, not a curated record
AUAUAUCGUAGACUCGCAUUAGAAGUUGCGGCUUCCCGGUCGGAGACUGCGAGAGGAAUUUCCGGCAAGCUUUAUAAUCUCUGAUGAACUUUUCUUGGGGCCCGCUGUAGUCCGCUUACAAGAAAAGCUUUUCAAUUUAAUCAGAAAGUGCCUUUUUAACGAUUUGGAAACCCAAUUCUUUUCGAUGGUUUUGUUUGUGGGUACGACUCUUCCACCCACUUCUAUGGCCUGUCUUGCUGCUCUCAGAACCCAAGUUCAACUUCGAAGCUCUGCAUUUUCGAUUGCUCGAAAAGGGUUUUCCUCCUUUCAACGCAUUGCCCAAUCUCGCCUUCAAUCCGGAACUGAAAUUAGGCAGAAUGUAGAGGUUUCUGGUGGUGAGAUUGGAGGGACGAUAUCUGCCAAUGAAUCAGAAAUAAUAUUUAUAGGUACGGGUACCAGCGAAGGAAUCCCACGAGUGAGCUGCCUGACUGAUCCUGUAAAGAAAUGUCCGGUAUGCUUCAAAGCUGCAGAACCGGGCAAUAAAAACAGGAGGCUUAAUACCAGUAUCCUAGUUCGAUAUGUUGGACCUUCUGGAAAUCGUAAUAUUCUUAUCGACGUUGGAAAGUUUUUCUACCACAGUGCUCUCCGAUGGUUUCCAGCAUUUGAGAUAAGAACAAUUGAUGCAGUUAUUAUUACACAUUCUCAUGCCGAUGCAAUUGGAGGUCUUGAUGAUCUUCGCGAUUGGACAAACAAUGUCCAGCCUUCAGUCCCAAUUUAUGUGGCUCAACGUGAUUUUGAGGUGAUGCAGAAGACUCACUAUUAUUUGGUAGACACAAGUGUAAUUUUACCUGGUGCUGCAGUUUCAGAAUUGCAGUUCAAUAUCAUACCUGAGGAGCCUUUUGUAGUCAACGAUUUGAAGGUUACACCUUUACCAGUUUGGCACGGUCGUGGCUAUCGUUCAUUGGGUUUUCGAUUUGGGAAUGUUUGUUACAUUAGUGAUGUUAGUGAAAUACCUGAAGAAACUUAUCCAUUGUUGAAAGAUUGUGAAGUUCUCAUACUGGAUGCAUUACGGCCUGAUCGAUCUUCUUCCACCCACUUUGGGCUUCCAAGAGCUUUAGAGGAAGUAAGGAAAAUACAACCAAAGAGAACUCUAUUCACUGGUAUGAUGCAUUUAAUGGAUCAUGAAGAAGUAAACGGUUAUCUGUUGAAGCUGAAGGAAACUGAAGGUCUUGAUGCUCAACUAAGCUACGAUGGGCUUCGAAUACCAGUAACCCUCUAACCACAUUUUAUUACUUUAAUGUUUUUCCCCAUCCAUUCUUUCACUAAUUUGAGUUAGAUCAAUAAAAUGUCAUACUAUAUAAAUACGCACACACACAAAUAUUUACAUUAUUUGGCUCUCAAAUGUAAACCCACGAUCUCCACUUUGAUCUGGCUUUAUAGAUAUCUUUGAGCUCUCUCUUCUGUAACUUUCAUUAUGUUACCAUUGAGAUUAGAUCACUUUUGUUGAGGGUGAGUUUGGGAUCAUUUUAAAAGGUUAAAAGGGUUUCACUCUUUAGAAACUUUUAGGGUUUGGGUUCCUUUUUCUUCUAUGAAUUCGAUCCUAGUGUGCUUGAAAUGAACUAA